This is a messenger RNA of Rhodamnia argentea, 835 nucleotides long. RefSeq names its product protein LPA2. The record is from RefSeq and is a predicted model, not a curated record. The transcript is spliced from 2 exons. Bases 54 to 641 code for a protein of 195 amino acids. Lineage: Eukaryota; Viridiplantae; Streptophyta; Magnoliopsida; Myrtales; Myrtaceae. Gene Ontology annotation, cellular component: chloroplast.
CCUUUAGCCACUCCCACAAAACUCCCACCACCAACCGAAAAACCGAAACGAAAAUGGCGAUAACUCUCCGCUCUCCACCUUGCUUCGCCAGCAAACUCCGUCAUCGUCUCCACCUCUCUCUCGCCACGAGAAGAAAGCUCGCCGUCAAAUCUCAAAACCUGUCGAGCGAUGAGAAUUCGACCGCCGAGACCGACCAGCCGUCCCCCGUCGCAGCUCCGGCCAAGAAGUCCGCGUCGCCAGGGCUGGGAUUUGGCUCGAGCCGUUCGUCGUCGAGCAAAUCGACCUCCGCCGCGGUUACUAGCAAGAUAAAACAGGGAGGGAAGAGAGAGAGAGCGUCGAUCAUUAGGCGGACACCGGUCGAAAAGCCUGCGUUCUUUUCGAAGGAGGACGAGGGAAAUGCGGAGGAGCAGGGGAGGAACGAGAGUGCGUUCCUUCUUACUUGGUUAGGUCUUGGUGGAAUCAUCCUCGUCGAGGGCAUUGCUCUCGCGGCUUCCGGCUUCUUACCAGAUGAGUGGGAUAAGUUUUUCGUGAAGUAUCUGUAUCCGUCUUUUACCCCGACAGUUGGCCUGUUUGUUGCUGGAUCUGUUGCAUACGGCGUUCUGAAGUACCUACAGAAUGAAAAUCUUGAAGCCGAAGAAUGAGUUCCAGUUGAUACUUCCAGGUUGUACAAACGACUGACAGUAAAUAGUUAUGGCUAUGCAUCACCUCAUUUUAUUUGGAAUUCCUCCCUCUAAAAUGUUGGAUACGAGCCUUGUGAGCAAAGAUAGUUUUUGGACAGCGCGAUAGCAACUUCAUGCGGUGGACACUGUACUGCAUAUAGUGAUUUUGAUCACUA